AACCCCGUCAGACUUCAUCACAGAACAUCACAGAUACCUCAGGCGCUGUAAAUCACUCCAUUCAACAGACUGGUGACAGAGAAGACCACCUGUUACAGAUUUCAAAGCUUAACCGUUUCUGACAUGCACUUUGAUAAAUACAUGUAGAUGCAUUAGAAGGCACAAGGAAACUACACGUGUGGAGGUGACGUGCCUGUGACAAACCAAAGGCAGGAAGAUGUGGUUCUGUUAGCGUAACGGAGCAAGACAGGAACAUGUCAUAGAAAAAGGGCAGUGGUUAUCCCGUGCUCAAGGUUUUCUGAUGAAUCUGUCUGGUUUUGCUGGUUUUUCUGUUUUCCUAAAGGAGGAGGUAUCUCAGAGCUUUAUCUUUUAUCUCCAGUUCCAUACACAGGGUGGAAAUAUCACUUAAUCUUUCACGUGUGGGGUGAAGCUGUCGAGGAAACAUAAUAAGCUUUACGGUGUCACCAUGUCAGCUGGAAACAUCAGAGUUCUGUUUUGUAAUAUUUUCUCCUGUUUUACUCACCUGGUAAAUGGAAAAAAUACAUUUUUUGUUAUCAGCAGGGGAAAACAUACUCAUAUAUAAUGGAUAUUAUGUACCAUUGUUUGCAGGGGAGCAGAAAUGACUUGAUGGAGAAACUGAGCAGGCAAAAUAAAAACAAACUAAGAAUUUGUUCAGACCUUCAUUACAUUAAAUACAAGCUUGCAUCAUAAUACAUAUCUUAUACUUCUAUGGCCUCAUACUUGUCAGUCUAUAUGUUUAUCAUGUGGUUUAAUGCCAAUUUAAUGCUUACAUUUUUUUAAUGAAUUGUUUAAUUAUUCAGUUUUUGCAACAAACAAAAACUUAAGUCGUUGGUUCUAAAUAUGGGAUUUUGCUGUUAUCUGAGAUGAAACAAACCAAAACAGUUUGCCUUGUUAAUCCUCUAACAUUAUAUUGACCAUAUGGUUCAAAAAAGCAUAGCAGCAGCAGAUAAUGGAUAAUGUAAAAAACAGUUGAUGUUCAAGCUUUUGUUCUAGAAUAUCCAUCGUAUGUGAUCAAAAAAUGACAAAAAUAGUCAUACUUUUUCUUUCAGCGCCAAAAGAGAAGCCGUGUUCCACUCUGCCCACAGUGAAGAAACUCUUGGAGCAGAAGAGAAGGCGAGAGACAUCGUCUGUGCCCCCCUCCUGCUCUACAGCCAGCACACCUUCUGCUCCCCCAACUACUACUGCUACAUUGUCUCUAGCAGAAUCAUUUACUUGUUCAGGUGCAUCAAGCAGCUACUCAGACAUGGCAGUGAGUUCAUGGCAGAUGCCCCAGGAGUCUACCCACAGUUAUUACCCCAGCCAUCCCGGACCCAGCUUUGCUGCAGCCUACAGCCUCCCAAUGACAACUGAGUAUGCUACACAGCAGCAGCUCCAGGGAUUUAUAGAUACAAUGCCAUAUGAGGGCCCAAUGUCAGUGGCAGAUCCCAGUAUGGCGUCGUCUUGGUCAGUCCUGGGUCCCGGUCAGGCGGAACAGCUGAGUUUUGGUUCGGCGAUAGACAUAGCCAGGCUGGAAGAGGCCCGGAUGCUGCUCAAUGGGAUGGACUACAGCAGAGCUACAGGGCAGGAUGAAGACGGAGACACCAUCCUUCACAUCUACACUGCCAAGGGGCUCAGGGAGUGUGCCUAUGCUGCAGCAGAGAGGCUGAGGGACAUAGGCAGGCUUGAUGCCAAAGAGCACAAGGGAAAGACUGCUUUACUGGUGGCGGUGACGGCCAACCAGCCAGAGAUUGUGCAAGAUCUGCUGUCAUUUGGAUCGGACAUCAAUGCAUAUGAUGUUAAAGGACAAACUGCCCUUCACUUGGCUGCCCACUAUGGUUUACCUGGGGUUCUGCAGGCAAUUCUGUCUAGCAGGCCGUCUGUCAACCUGGAGGCCCGCAAUUAUGAUGGUAUGACUCCUCUGCACUGCGCAGCCAUUUCUCACAAUGCCACUAUGAAGGCGUUCCCAAGCAUCGGACUGGCAGAUGUUGGUCUUCAGACCAUGGCUGACGAGAAACUUUCCUGUGUGCAGAUGCUCCUCCAGUCAGGGGCGUCCCUGCUCAGCCAGGAAAUCAAAAGUAACAAGACUGUGCUGCACUUGGCUGUAAAGGAGGGAAAUAUUGAUCUGGUGACUUAUCUGCUGAGGAUUCCCCUGCCAAACAUUAAAGACUUCAUCAACUUGAAAGCGCAUGGCCACACAGCACUACACAUGGCAGCUGGUCUCCAUGGUAACCCCCACCAGGAGGAGAUUCUGCAGCUGCUGCUGCAAAGAGGAGCUGAUCCAAGCAUCCGCAACCUCGAGAACGACCAGCCAGCUCACCUGCUGCAGAUCGGGCCCGAGGGAGAUAAGCUCAAGCUCAUGCUGAAGAAACGAAGUGCUUCAUCUCGUCGACGUAUUGUGUCCUUGCAGGACCAGGAAUGAUUUGAAAAUCCAAACAUGUAAUCCUCCUUUGGAGGGAAUGAAAAGUUGCCUCUGUUAGGAAGGGGAUUUAAGUUUAUUAUUAUGUUGUUUUGGGAGUCUCUGGCCUAUUGGGAGAUUAAGCUCUCUAUAUAAUUCACAUUGGAUUAUUCAAAUGAUGCUUUAGUGCAUUUUGUCUAAAAUUACAUGUAUUUAGAGUCUAUAAAAAAUACUUUUUUACAAACAGCGCAAAGUGUUCAUGUGUAGGUGCAGCAUUUCAUUGCAAAAUAUGAUAGCCUCCAUGGAUAUCUUUUCACAAAAUGUUAGUAUUUAAAUAUCUGACUGUGUAACACUGUAAUAUUGUGUAUUUAUUUUUGGUCAAAUUGAUAGAUUACCAUUUUGAAAUGAAAGUCUUUUAGUGGCAGAAAUGGAAAGCAUUAGUUAUCUUCGAACAGCAGAAUGUAUAGACGAUGCUGAGGAAGGUGGAGUAAUUUCUCUUACAGGCUAAACUCCCAGUCUAACGUUGAUUUCUAUGAAAUCGUUUGUACGACCUCAGGGACAAUGCCCCUGAAACCUUUCUGAUUCUCAUGAAAAUCCCCCAUCAUGUAAGUUUUCAUAUUGAUAAACUGAGUGAUGGUUCUGAUUUCAGUCAGCAUGUGUGCUUAUGUUAAAAAUAUAUAUGUUAAAAAUAUGACAAGAAGCUAUCACAUUAUUUAUCACAUUUUUCUGUAUGCAUCAUACCGACGUGCGUAAUAUCAAGUACAUUUUUUCUUUGUGGGGAAAAAGAAACUUGACUGUGAAAACUAUUAUGUAUCUGAAACUGAUUGUGACACAGAGUGUUCUUAUGACAGAGACAUUACAUGAGUAAGUGCGGUGACUAACUGUACAUUUUGGCAAUGAGUCAUGAAUAAAAUACAAUAACACUGUA
Eleginops maclovinus (Patagonian blennie) is the source of this 3323-nucleotide messenger RNA. RefSeq names its product NF-kappa-B inhibitor delta (gene nfkbid). Lineage: Eukaryota; Metazoa; Chordata; Actinopteri; Perciformes; Eleginopidae. Gene Ontology annotation, molecular function: protein binding. Gene Ontology annotation, cellular component: nucleus. The record is from RefSeq and is a predicted model, not a curated record. Gene Ontology annotation, biological process: regulation of gene expression. The coding region runs from base 1040 to 2419 and encodes 459 amino acids. The transcript is spliced from 12 exons.